Molecule: messenger RNA, 2461 nt
Organism: Xiphophorus couchianus (Monterrey platyfish)
Lineage: Eukaryota; Metazoa; Chordata; Actinopteri; Cyprinodontiformes; Poeciliidae
Product: monocarboxylate transporter 12-B-like
Exons: 10
Coding region: 398-2266 (622 amino acids)
Biological process (GO): creatine transmembrane transport
Molecular function (GO): transmembrane transporter activity
Source: RefSeq, a predicted model, not a curated record
GCUUGUUUGUCUUGCUGAACGCCGUCAGGGUGUUAGCAGGACAUACCAAAGCGGGAACACCUUCAUUGUUCGACCUCAUCUGAGGAUCAGGAGGCUGUAAUUCAGAGCUGCAGAGGGGUGGCUGAUUGUAAACAUAACUGGGGUAAAGAACAUUAGUAAACAGACUUGAUCAUGAAGAUCAAGUAACACAGCAAAGACAGAGAUACACUUGGACAAGUUUAAUGCAGAUUAUCAUGAUCUGCCCAGGAAGUCGAAAUGGUCAGAAGAGUUAGAAGAGAGGCAGAGAAGGCAUGAAGAUCUUUGAGCGAGCCACUUCAGUUUCAGCACAACAAAUCCGGCCGGUAAAAAGGCGCCUCACAUUCGUGGGCUGCAGAACAGCAGCUGUGAAUCCUCUGGAAUGAUGGCGGCUGUGGGGGAGGAGAGGCUCGGAGGAGGCAGGAGGGCCUCCAGGGUCACAAACCUGCCAGAAGGCGGCUGGGGCUGGAUGGUCGUCGCCAGCUGUUUCCUCGCCACCAUCUGCAUUCGGGCAGUGACGAGAUGCAUUUCCAUGUUCUUCGUGGAGUUCCAGAUGUACUUCGAGAGAGAUUACUCCACCACUGCUUGGAUCCACAGUAUGAUCGACUGCACCACCAUGCUCUGUGCUCCUCUUGGUAGUUUUCUUGGGAACCGAUUGUCCUGCAGAGUAACAGUGUUUCUUGGAGGCCUUCUGUCCUCUGCUGGCCUGGUCCUCAGCUCCUUCGCCUCCAGUCUGGAAUUCCUCUAUGCUUCGUUGGGAAUCCUCACAGGUCUUGGCUAUGCCCUAAGCUACACAACGUCUAUAGCGAUGGUUGGAAAGUACUUCAAUGAGAGGAAAGCGCUGGCUUUUGGAAUUGCUCUAUCUGGGAGCGGCAUCGGCACCUUUCUCCUGGCCCCUGCAGUUCAGCUGCUUAUCGAGCAUUAUUCGUGGAGAGGAGCUCUGCUCAUCCUGGGAGGAUUUGUUUCCAACCUGUGCGUUUGUGGCGCUCUGAUGAGGCCGCUGGAGCAGAACCCAGCUGAAAGGAUGUGGGAGAGCAACAUAAUAAACGUGGAGAAAGCCUGCAUGACUGCGGUGCUGCAAACUGAACUCACUGAACCAGUGACCACUGACUGGGGCCGCGAGAACCCGAAGCAGCAACAGAUCCACGGUUCGGAGGACAACCCGGGCCUCGUCAUCAUCAAUGGAACCUACAAGAACUUCGGACUUGAAAAAGACCAGCUUCAGCAGAGAUUCCCACUAUUACCAAGCCCAAAGCCGACUGCUGCCAGGUUGAUGGCUAAAAAAAUGGCAGAUUACCUCCUUUUAAGCAACAAUCUGGAGACAAUACGGGAGGAGACGGGUUUAUCAGGUCCUACGAUUCCAGACAGCAGCAGGAAAGAUAAAAAGACAACGUCAAGCAACACCUGGUUGAAAGCUAAUGAAAAAAGAGACAACUCCAUAUCUAGUGAAGUGACACUAACAGACGACUACAAUGAAGCAAUUCCUAUUGAACCGUUGGUAUCCUCACAGCCGUUGUCCAGAGACCAAUCUUUCUUUUUUAAAGCGAAGGAAGAGUUUGGCUUCCUGUGGAUUCCCAGAUUCUUGGUCCUGUCUGUGUCCUUUGUGUUUCUGGCGUUUGGCUGCAGCGUUCCAGUAGUUUACCUCGUCCCUUACGCUCUGAGUGUCGGGGUGGAGCACCAGCACGCCGCCUUCCUUAUGUCAAUAUUUGGUGUCAGUGGAAUUGUGGGCAACAUCACAUUUGGAUGGAUCACAGACAGGACGUGUCUAAAGAGGCAUCGCCUGCUCAGCUACAUAGUGACCAUAAGCAUGGAGGGUCUUUGUUGCGUUUUCCUGCCCUUGCUCCAUUCCUUCCAGCUCCUGGUGCUGUUUUCCGUUCUCUACGGAUACUUUGACGGGGCGUAUGUGGCGCUGAUACCAGUCCUGACUUCUGACACUGUGGGCUCCACCCAUCUUGCCUCGGCCUUGGGUGUGGUGUACUUCCUGCAUGCCAUCCCAUACUUGGUCAGCCCACCUAUAGGAGGUUGGUUUGUAGAUCAGACUGGGAACUACGCGUUAACCUUCUUCAUCAGCGGCGCCUCCUUGUUCCUCAGCUCUCUGGUCCUCGUGGCGGCGUCUUUAGCUACGCGUCUGACGGCGCUGUGCAAAAGGACUCUAGGUCAAGGAAAACGCUCAAGGGAAACAUGUCAGCCGAAGACUGUGCCUGUUUUCUCGCAAAACGAAACGCACACAGUGCCAUUGCGGAAGCGCUAAUACCCCUUGAACUUUUUCCCGUUUUGUCACGUUACAACCACAACUGUAAUGUUGUUGAGAUUUUAUGAAUUAAACCAAGCACUGCCGAGAAGUGGAAGGAGAUGGAAUCAUUUUUUUUCCAAUGGUUUUCUAUGAAGUUUGGAAUCUGUGUAUUAGUUACUCUGACACUUCUAAUAAAAACCUAAUUUCAACCAA